AAUAAAUCCGAGGGGCGGGUCUUUGCCGAGCGCCGCAGAUAUCGAUAAGGCGUAUUUCUCCUCUGUGGAGUGUUUUAUGCCGAGGACACACGCUACCGACGUUAUCUUUCGCAAGCGUAUUUAUUUGAGCGGCGCAAAUUGUCCAGCGCGUUUGGAGGGGAUGGGAUCUUGGGAAAUGGGCCGCGCAUGGGAACAGCGAGAACCGCUUCUUAACAAUUAGAUCUACACCGGAUACCGGGAAAUGUACCACGCACGAGCAGCGAGCUGGAUACUGCCUGCACGAGGAGCCGCCAGCCUACAUAUAUAAUAUGUUUCGUCUGAUUUGAUCGCUUGCGCCGAUAGCAUCGAUAUUCUCUAUGUGUGGCCGUUCUGUCAUCAUGAUAUCGGGUGUGUGAAGGGGCGCGCGCGUGAGCCGCAUCCGCGCGAGGUGCAUCUCAACAUGACAGCAACAUAUAGAAAAGGAAGGAUAUCAAGUGGGAAGACCUGUGGCUAUCCAGGGGACAUUUUAUCAGGGUCAGAUGGCCUGUCUUGAAUAAGAAACGUGCAAAAAUGGAGAGCUCCAGUUCAAGGAUGGUCCUGAGGAGCUCGCGGCGUCUGCUCGGAUGUUGCACGCUUCUGCUCGCCGCUGUGAUGUUGGUGGGCUUCAUGGCAACGUCUGGCACACCCGUUGCAGUGGAGCUCCCAUCCAACAUGUCCAGAAGGAGCCUCAAUCAGCUUCCAGCAAGAACACGUUCACCUCCUGCCUUAUCUUUAUCAUCAUCAUCAUCAUCAUCAUCUCCUCAUCGAUCUGAAAGAACCAGGCGUCCAGCUCAUAUGCCUCCAGGUGCCAAACAUCCUUCAUCCCCUGGACGCCAUGACAGUGCCUCCCGCAUAGAUCCCACCCCGUCCCUUGGUUCUGAAGGGUCAGGUAACUUAGGCGAUGGGGCCCAGGGCAUCCAUCUGCUGUUACGGCCCCCAGACCUUCUAACACCCAGCCAGAUGCCUCCCCUCCAUGACGAAAGACCGCCGACCCCUGCUCCCCCAACCCUGGUGCCACCCGAAGACCAGUAUCCCGUCCAUUCCGCAGAGGUGGACUGGGGCUCCGGAGACUACCUUGAAACUCUUACUUUCAUGGGAUCGGAAGGGGAGGAGUUUUCUCUCGUCACAGCACUUCCUACGCAUGGAUAUGAUCCGUAUGAUACGGAUGAUGACGCCACGGUCAGCUACAACACAGCUUUCCCCUCCCGGCCCGUCCUGCCCCUCUCAUCCAGAGACCUCCUGCCCAGCGUGACGGUAAAAUAUGGGACUAACUUAAGGACGGCCCAUCCUACUGAUCCCCGCCUCCCAUUGGCUCCUGACUCUGCCCAUGCAAGUGAUACGGACGAGGAUUUGGAUUUCGAUUGGGCAGAGCUUUUUCCUAUUGAGCCGACUGAAAUGCUGCUUCCCGAUAUGAACAGUUUGGAAUACUACAACACGUUGCAAGCCAAAGAGAACGCUAGCAUUGUGAGGAAUAGGACGCACCCUCAUAUCACCCCUACGCACACUGUGGGACCCACUCACACUCCCACUGCAACUUUGGGAAAAAUCCCAGACAAAAUUGACCGGGCAACUCCUCAGCCUAUUCCAUCAGUGACCCCAACUCCACCACAAAAACCUACAAAGCCUCUCAUUCCAUCAACCAUCGAGACCCAACGACCUCCUGAAGGCCCAGAUAAGGGUGUUUCUUCCAUACCCACGUCCCAUGUGGGCAAAUCCCGACCCCCAGUGCCAACCGCCCUGCCUCCACCCGGCACCUCAGAGGCUCCAGUAAUACAAGCUGUUACCCUGAAGCCCCCUGCUACCAAACCUCGCUUGACCACCAUCAAAACCACCACCAGAACUACAACUACAACUACAACCACGACUACCAUGAGCGCCACCAAAAGCCCACCGCCUACAACCCCCAGAAUUCCUCUGUCCAUCGCCCCCCGACAGUAUGUCUGCAAUAUCACCAAACCAGACAUGUAUCUAGUCAGAGUGGGCAUGCCCAGUGGGUCAUCGGUGGCGUUUGCCAAAGCUCAUGUGCGGGAGAUCCUUCGACGAGAGUUCAACCGUUCAGUGGAGCUCCAGGUACUCAAAGCCCCUCCCAAUUUCAUCUUCCGGGCAGUUUCCGGUCCACUGGUGUACACUGCCAUCUCUGUCAUUAAUGCUCUCCGCCAAUCAGUGCAUAGCACUUCCUCUUCUUCCAUUCUGUCUGUCACAACUAUAUAUGCAGUGCCUGAUUACAAACAUCAGGUUCACACAGUGCUGCAGUUUGUACCGAGUCAUGUGGAUGUGCGUCUGUGUAGCUUCAGCGAGCGCGUGGAGAAGGGGCUACUCAUGGCAUACGCGGAAGUACGCAAGCGCUCACAAGAAAAUGGCAACUUCACAAUUCAUAUUGUGAAUAUCACCAGUAGCCUUCCUAAGGGUCAGCGGCAGCAGAAGGCGCCGGUGGACGUCACUUUUGCUGUGCGUGAUUCUCAAGGCUUUUUAACGGGGUCGGAUGUGAGCGGUCACAUGAGGCAGCUCAGCGCUGUGGAGUUCAGCUUCUACCUUGGUUUUCCUACCCUGCAGAUCGCUGAACCUUUUCAUUAUCCUGAGCUUAAUGUGUCCCACCUUUUACGCACAUCCUGGGUGAAAACAGUGUUAUUGGGUGUGUUGGACCAGCGUGUGAACGAGAGGACGUUCCAGGCCAAAAUGGAGAGGCGAUUAGCAUUGCUGGUUGGAGAGGGACUUGGGAUCGGGGUUAGCAGUCGACGAUGGAGAAGAGCUACUAGUGUCGGCAACAACAGCGUACAGAUCGUGCGAACGUCCCGUCUGGACGGCCCGGACUACCCCCUGGAGCUGGUGUAUUUUGUGGAAGCGGGGUCAGGAGAGAGGCUGCCGGCUCAGGCCACUGCGGCCAUGCUCAACAGAUUGAACCUGCAGAGGGCCGCCAUCGUUCUGGGCUACAGAGUACAUGGGAUUCUGGCCACACCUGUGGAAAAGCUGCCCCUGCCGCCCUCUGAGACUCAGCCCAGUAACGUGUGGCUGAUUGUAGGAGUUGUGGUCCCAGUUCUUGUGGUCAUCCUCAUCAUUAUCAUUCUCUACUGGAAACUGUGUCGCUCUGAAAAGCUGGAGUUUCAGCCAGACGCCAUGAGCACCAUCCAGCAGAGACAGAAGUUGCAGCCUCCCAGUGUUAAAGGCUUUGAUUUUGCUAAACUACACCUGGGGCAGCAUAGUAAGGAUGACAUCAUGGUAAUCCAAGAACCCUCCCCUUUGCCGCCGCCUGUUAAAGAGGCCACGCCCUCAGAGGGCGGAGAAUUGAACACUCCUAAAUCAAAGAGCUCAUCUACAAAAGCAUCCCGUGCAGCACGGAGAAGAGGCAGGUUGUCUCCAUCUGAUGGAGAUUCAUUAGGAAGUGAAGCAUCCAGCGGUAGAGAAUCAGCAGAGGAAAGCACCAGACCUGCUGUGACACCAAGUGACAGCAAACCCCAACAUCGCAAGAGCAAGCAUUCAAAAAACAAACUUGGUGCUCAACCUGGAAGUGGUGUGGAUGAGCAGUUGUCCUCGUCGUCCAUAUUUGAACAUGUGGACCGUCUUUCUCGAGGUUCGUCAGAUGGAACGCGCAGAGUCUCCAAUAAGAUACAGCUCAUCGCCAUGCAGCCCAUGCCAAGCCCUCCCUCACAUCCACACAACCAGGCCCUGAGUCCCAACCUGACAGACAAGAUGUCUGACGGAGCAAAGGUCAACAGUGAGAUCCAAGUGGCCUUGAGACAUAAAUCAGAGAUCGAACACCAUCGCAAUAAGAUCCGCCUGCGUGCCAAGAGAAAGGGCCACUACGAGUUCCCCUCCAUGGAGGACAUCAUGGCAGCGUUCGGCGACAGCUCCGAACAGCAGCGAGUGUAUCAACAAGCUCAGGAACAGAUACACAAGAUCUUGCAUCCUGAAGAACACACAUCGUCAUCGUGCGGAGAGCCACGCAAAAGUUCCAAAGGAAGACGCUCUCCCAGACAUAGACAAAGACAGAAUCUGAGUGGAAGCGGGAGUCUGAGAGACAAAGACCGCCUGAUUACCGACGGAGAUGCCACGUACAGGAAGUACCCCGGGGUCAACAAUGUGGCUUAUGUGUCCGAUGCAGAUCAGCUCCCAGAUGCAGGAAGCCCUUCUCCUACCGAUGAGGUGUUUUUAGACCCUGGAUCGCCACCAUCUUGCCCCGCCCCCGCCCCGCCCAGCUACGUCCCUCCUCAGCCAACCAUAGAAGAAGCCCGGCAACAGAUGCACUCCUUAUUGGAUGACGCGUUUGCAUUGGUUUCACCUUCUUCCCAAGGAAGCCCUGCUCCUCUAACAUUCACUGGUGUAACGGCGGUCACUGGGGUCGGAGGAAUCAGCCCCGGUCAACCCUCCAGCCCGUCUCCACGUCCUUCACGCCAAUGGGGUUCCUCUUCUUACCCAGCAGCCCCUGUGCACAGUCCUUUCUCUGCAAGGUAUGCCGAGUUAGGAAUGUCUCCCACAUCGGUUCAAGGUUUACUGCAGAGGCAGACACAGGGCUCUGGAUAUGUGGUGUCAGCAGAGAUGCAGUCUGAUCCUGGAUACUCCAGCAGGGGGCAGUAUGGAGAUGAAAUGCCAUCAUCUUCUCGGCCACGACCUGUAGGGGGCAGUACAGGUGCACAGUUGCAUCAGCUGACACAAGUGGGCUUGUCAAGUCGGAUUGGACUGUAUCCUGGAGUUGGUCGUAGUGUAUCAGGACCCUCAGGAUCAAGCUGGACCCAGUACCGCUCAGAUGAGGAGAUUUCCAGACCAGGAUCCAAUCGAGAGGCUAUACUGACAUUCCCAGAAUACUCUUCAUCGCCAGUAUUCCAGAUGCCCAGGACGUCCCUGCAGGAUCCCACAACACCCCAGGGUCACCUGGAAGCCUCGAGCGCAGGGUACAUGGCCCCUGAGGAGCGUUCUCCACCUCCCCAAUCCUCCGCCUCUCUCAUCAAGGCUAUCAGGGAAGAACUCCAGAGACUUUCUCAGAAACAGGCUGCUGUCGUCAGCUACCAGAGUUGAGAAAAACCAUCCCAAAAACCCCAGCCCUGGUUAACUUCCCGAUGUACCACAUAAAUAAACUCACAAAUCCCAACACAGCUAAAUGGUUGAGAAGCUGCUUUACACAAAAUCAGAACCAAAAUCUUCAAAUUCAAGUACGGCUGGUCUGUUACAUAUGAAGAAUUACUCGCAAUCUUCCAUGCUGGUAUUGCAAAAACAUCCACAAUUUAAAUUUCACUUAAAUACUCUCUCCUAUAAUUCACACAGAAAACGACUCACCCUAAACAUCAUGUCAAGACUGUUUAGAAAAAUAGACAAAGUUUCCCCAUAUUCAGACUCUCAAUUUGCAUGCUGAGAGCUGUGAACCUUCGAGACUUUGUACUGACUGUUGCUAAUGUGAAAAUCCCUCCCCUUCAGUUCCAUGUCUUUAAAAGUGCUUCCUACAAAUGGGUCAUCUUCAUGUCUCUGGACUUCCUCUGGUGCUAAACAUCAUUGCUGGGUUUCGCCACGACAUCACAAUUCAGCCCUGCCCAAAAACUCUGAAGUGGCAUCCUUUCCUUUUCCUGUUCUCCAAUGUAUCCAAGUUGGCUUAUCAAGUGGAAACGAGCUCUGUUCCGUGACCUAGUGAGCUGCUCGAUGUGACAUCUGUUACAAAAGGUAAGCCAACUUAUGUUCGCUUACAAGUCACUUUAAUUGGUUUUCACCACAAAGUUAUAAUUCACUAAAACUAUAUAUUAUUUUGUCCAACAUUGGUGAGCUUUAUGCAUUAGAGUAUCACAUUUUCAUCUAACAUGUCAAACCAUAAACCGAGCAAGAAAAUGAUUAUAAAUUAAAAUUUUAUUCAGUAAUAUUCCAGUAAUAUUAAUAUUUUACCCAACAUUUGUGAGUAUUAUAUGUUUUUAUACUGAUUUAUUUAUUUAUUAAGCAUAUGCUGGUUAGUUUAUUCUGGUUUAAGCUGCUCCUUUUGCUGGUUUAUGCUGGUCUUUUGCUGGUUUAAGCUGGUCUUUUGCUGGUUUAUGCUGGUUUAAGCUGCUCCUUUUGCUGCAAGGACCAUCAUAAAGCAGCUUAAACCAGUAUCCCAGCUGGUUAAACAUACCUAACCAACAUAUGCUGUUUUUUUCAAGAGGCUGAGUAUUGCGCUAUUAGCUUAGCAACAUAAUGUCAAACCCAGGAAAGGGCAAAAAAAGUUGAUUAUAAAGUAAUAUUUCAUUCAAUAACGUUCAUUACAUGUUUAAAUAGUCUAUACUAAUUAGAGUAUCACUCCAUUAGCUUAGCCACAUGCAUAUGUUAAACAAUCGAGAUCAAUCGCGAAAUCAAGUCCGUUUGUGUAGCUGCCUAUAUAAAGGGUUCAAAAUGAGCCGCUUAUUAGGUUCCAUGACGCUGUCUUUGUAGACAGUGCCAUAGCUCACUAGGUUUUGGAACAGAGCUAAUAUCUGUCACGGUCUUCAGGUCUUGCCUUACAUUUGAGCUCUGGGUACUUCAGACUCUGCAGGGGAGGGAAGAAGAGUUUUUGUUGGGAUCGUAAACAGUGAAGUGAGUAUUUGAGUCAGCCCACAUGUAGAGAUGAUCGACAGGCGGCCUCAGCAUGGUUCCCAUGCCGAUAACAUCAUAUUACUAUGUCCAACCUGUCUGGAAAGGUAUCAAAGCAAGCAUUCAUGAUGCCCGUGUUUAUUCGUUUAAGCUCUUUUUGCAAGUGGGUUUUGAACGUUGGCUGUCCAAUCGGUUCUUUUUAAAGUAUGGCUGAGGUAGUUUCUGUUUACAGAUAUUCAUUUUGCACAUUUUCUCAUUUUUGCACAUUCAUAUCAUGAUUAUGAUGGAAGUCAAUCAGUUAAAGAGUUUAUUGUGGAAAAGAGACGACUAUACAGUAACUAUAUAAAUAUAUAAAGAAAGAUAUAAGUGAGUUCAUAUACAAAUAUAUAUAUUGCAUAUCGAUGUAUCAACUCAUUGAGCACAAUCUGAUUAUAUGUUAGAUUAUAUGUUAAGCAUAUUAAAUUGUAUUUAUUUUUUAUUGUUAUGAAAGUAUUACGUAUUAAAGAUGUGGGAAAAGUGUUGCUAUGGGACUUUUAAAAAAAAGACCAAAUCACUGUUGAGGCAUAUAGUUCAUUUAGCUUCGUAAUUUGGUAGGCAUUUUUAAUGUAUUUUCAUGUAUUUGGUCAUGUGGAUUUGCACAGAGGUAUUGUAACGAUUCCUGUAAGGAAAUGUGUUGAGAUUGAAGGCCUUGAUCAAUAUUCUGUUUUAAUGCUCUAGAUUUUUGUCUUUAUUUUUUAGGUUAGGAUUUGUUUUUUAUUUCUCCCUUUUUUUCAUACCGGGUUUCCACAACUGGAAAUAACGUAAAAAAAAAUGUUGUUUUCAAGCUUGAAAAAUGCUCAUUAAACGAUCAAAUAGAGUCCUACUAAAUAUUUCAUUUAAAAUAGAUUUUUUCAAGUGCAAUAAAAUAGUUUUAAAUAUCCAUAUCAAAUAAUCACACUUCAGUCACUUGUGGAAACCCGUUUCUUUCGUUGUUGUUUUUCUUUCUCUCCUUGAUGUUUCUCAUUUCUCUUAUCUUUAAUUUUCCUUCCUUCGAUCUUUCUGUUUUUCUGUCGAUCAUGUAGACUCCUGCCAGGCCUUAAAUCAGGACGCAUGUGAAGUGAUGGAUUAUGCUUUAUUUUUUUCCUUGUUUUUUGUGUGCUAAUGUCUUGAUGGGCAUGCUAAUAGUCUAAAAAUAUUGAAAAAUACAAACAAGCUUGAUAGAAUUUAGCCUACAUUGAAAGACUACUAUUUAAUGGUUCAUGAGACUAAAAACCAAUGGUCAAAGCACAGAGAAACCAUCCUGAUCAUCAUCAUCAUAAAAAAAAAGAAAUUUUCAGUAUUUUGUCAUUUAUAAACCUGAAUAAUAUUUUUGAAAGUAUUUGAAAAUCAAUAUUUAUGACUAAAAUAUAUCAUAUAAAAAGAGUAUUAAUAUGUAAACAGACAUUUCUCCAUAUUUAAAUAAUCAGUAUGUAGUCCACAGUUGACCAGUAAGAGGCAAACAUCAUUGGUAGACUCCCUUUCCUACUGUGCAAAGACCAACUGGGAAUUUUUUUACAUUUUCUUUCUUUUUUAUGUUCAAUUUUGCCAAUUUCAUGAAUUGUGCAUUCAUAAAAGACAAGAUUGAGAAUAAGUUAUAUUUACAGUCAUUUGAUUAACAUGGUGCUACUCAACAUGUGUGUGUGUGUGUGUGUGUGUGUGUGUGUGUGUGUGUGUGUGUGUGUGUGUGUGUGUGCGUGCGUGUGUGUAGCUGUCUAAUACCAUCAAAACCUUACAGCACUGACCUGAACUCAAACACAUUUAUAGCAAUUACAAUGUACAAGUUCUGAGAUUAACUGAAUGCAACGUGUGUUUGUGUGUGUGUGUGUGUGUGUGUGUGUGUGUGUGCGCGCAAUAGUAUACCUCCCCUUGUCCCUAUGUCGGUGCCAUAGAGGAUGUAAUAGGAAUGUAAACGAAAUCUUACAGAAAGUUCAUUUUUCAUUUUAUGUCAACUACCUGAAAUCUAACAACACUGUCAUCUUUUGAUUGCACCAUCUUUGUGAUCCUAUCGUUGAGGGAUAAGAAAAUUUCUCUCAUUCUGUCUUUUUUCAUUCUUUCUCUCUUGGUCUCUGCAAACUGCAUCCCUGUAUUUGAUGUUUAAUGUCUCUAUAUUGUUGUGUAAAUUAAAUAAUAAACAAUGUGCCGUCAA
Molecule: messenger RNA, 8701 nt
Organism: Puntigrus tetrazona (Sumatra barb)
Lineage: Eukaryota; Metazoa; Chordata; Actinopteri; Cypriniformes; Cyprinidae
Product: UPF0606 protein KIAA1549
Exons: 22
Coding region: 550-5028 (1492 amino acids)
Source: RefSeq, a predicted model, not a curated record